Molecule: messenger RNA, 3396 nt
Organism: Cyphellophora europaea CBS 101466
Lineage: Eukaryota; Fungi; Ascomycota; Eurotiomycetes; Chaetothyriales; Cyphellophoraceae
Exons: 2
Coding region: 1-3396 (1131 amino acids)
Source: RefSeq, a predicted model, not a curated record
AUGUCGACCGCCGCACCCACUAUCCCACCUCGUCCUGCGAGAUCGCAGCAGACUGCGGCCGCCCGCGGUGCCAACAAGCUGCCCGAGAUCCCACCCAGACCCAUUCCCAAACGUCUGGAUCGAUCUGUUUCUCCGGGCAACUUCCCUCGAUCGCCGCUGAACGAACCCUUCCUUUCCUUGUCCAAAACAAAAUCCAAUGACCCGUCUGAUGAAGCAGCCCUGCCUAGACGUCCUUCGGUUCAACACUUGCCGUCCGUUGGCCAGGAGGGCAUGGAAUAUGCCGAUAUUGACCAUCAGUCGGGUCCACCCCCACAGGCUCCUGCUGAGCAGACCCGGAGUAUCGCUCACGAUUUGAAAUUGCACGCUCCGAAGCCAUCGUUGCCCAAGUCGAGCGCAGCUGCUCAGGUCCAAGCUGUGACAAGGACCGAUUCCAGUCAGGCUGCUGCCCACGGGCUCGGAAAACCUGGCACCCCAGGACAUGAUGAUCACCACGAGGGCGAUGCCUUAGGGAGAGUUAGAUCCAGAGCAAGCUUUUCCCGCCCUGGCUCGUCUGCUUCAGGUGGACGUCGCGCCUCGUUGAGCCAUGCCGAAGAGCAAGGCCCUGCUGAGUUGGGCAUUCGCGUGCCCAUCAAUCCCCUCCUCGGCGAUGUUCAGGCUCCGUCGCCUGCACCAUUCACUCCCUCUCACACCGGUGAGAAGCGUCGCAGUCACAGCCGCGUCAAGAGUCGCGAUGGCUUGCCUCCUGGUAGCUAUGGUCUUCACGGCCAUGGCGUACCCCCCAAAGAUCCUUUUGAGAGAGACUGGUACGCCAAGCAUCCGGAAGAACUCCAGCACGAGGAAGCCCACGGCCAUGGUGUUUAUGAAGGUAUCGGCAGCGGUCGUGGCGCGUUUGCCUUGAGCAGCGACGAUCUCAACAAGAUUGUUCGUGAUACGGCUAGCCGCGGUGCUGGUUUUGGUACCUCUGGCAACACUGUAUCAUAUCCUGACGAGCAGAUUGGUUACAUGGCUUCAGCCCAGUACACGUCGCAUACCGGCAAUUCACUAACCAAAUCGCUCACCAAUGUCUCUCAGCCAGCUGUUGAAUCUCCCUUACGCAAAUCGAGCGUUCCUGCCGUAGACAUGGACCCUAUUGUCUCAGUCAACACCAAUCGAUCGGUUUCUGCCGCUUCAGAUCACGCCAUCGAAAGCCCCCAGCGUACCCCUGUUCAUGUUGACAUGCCUGAACGUCGCUAUAAUAAAAUUACAGGCGGUGAGGAGACUAUGCACGAGAAUGAGCAGCAAGGCGCUGCCAUCUCCCGCCCCACUACCGGCCAGGGUGAAGAGUCCGAUUAUAGUGCUCCUAUUCUCGCUGCCGACGAAGUUGCCAAGGAGUCUAAUGGAGAAUUUAUGCUGCCCGCAAUCUCACCUCGCUUGGACAGACGCUCGGGUGAGUAUGAAUUCCGCAGUGGUGACGCCACACCAACAUCGCGCCCGGGCAGCCGACCUGGCAGUAUUCAUGGUACGCAUAGCGGCUCUUACGGUCUAUCACGAUUCAUCUCUCAUCACGAUGAGCGCGAGAGUAUGCAUACUCCGCUCGAGGACGUGGAUGAAUAUGAGCCUCUGUUUCCGGAUGACGAGAACAAACAGAAGGAGCUCAGUCAUGCUGAACGGUUCAAACAGAGGCCUGAUGUCAUGAAGCAUCGCUUCCCAAGCAAAGAUAUCUGGGAGGAUGCUCCUGAGUAUGGUAUGUAUCAAGCUACGGUCUCCACUCCAGAUCUCACGGAACCGCCACCCUCUAGAGCAACGGCGACGUUCGAGACACCUGAGCAAGAAGCGGCGGCCAAAGGUGAGCGUUCCGAAGGGGACAGACGGAAACUGGCGCAAAGGGCAGGCUUACCCUCUCAUUUGCAAUCUGAAAUAUCCACUCGCCCGGGCUUGCAACCCAGGUUUCCAAGUCAAGACAUCUGGGAAGACAGUCCAGAAAGCCACCAUCUCGUCACGACAGUCAGCUCGCCACCCAUAGCAGAUGAUACAUCACCAGUCGACACUGCCUCAAAACCGAUGAUACCGCCACGGCCGACCAACAAGUCUAAGCUUGCCGAGGGACCAUCUGCGACCCAGCCUGCGCCGGUUGUUCCUACAAGACCUGCCAAGAAGACGUCUACUGAGUCAACACAACAGUCUACCGAGACAUCUCCAACAGAGCUUAAGAAGGUUCCCAGUUUGCCAGACCGCCCGAAGCCUCAUGUACCACCUCGGCCAGCUAAGAAGCCUUCGGGAGAGACUCUGACGAAAGCGCUCUCUGCUGAGUCGAACGAAACUGAAAAGGCAGCUCCCGUCACAUCUCCCCCAAUUGCCAAGGCCAAGCCGCAAGUGCCUGCCCGACCCGGCCAAUCUGGUAAAUUUGCCAGCCUCAAAGGCAACUUCAUGAACGAUCUCAAUCAGAAGCUCGGCCUUGGCCCACCUAAGGAGAAGGAGCCGGAGCCACAGCCUGAGGUUGAAGCCAAACCCCUCGAGGAUGCUCGCAAAGGCAGGGCUAGAGGCCCUCAGCGUCGCGCCCCCGCCAAGUCUCCGUCAGCUGCUCCUGCAGCUACUACUGGAGGGAAGCCCACAUUUUCCAUGUACAAGCCUCAGUCCCUGUGGCAUAUUAGUGAUGAUGGCUUGCUCAAUGUUGGCUCUGUGGAAGCCUUGAGUCAGGUUGAAGGAACCAGAGGUUUUUCACCCAAUGACGAGGCUUUACCCGUCGAUACCGAAAAGGCUCAGCAGCUACAGAACGCCACUGUUGCUGAUUCAUCGCCGCCCCCCACAAUCGAUACAGCGUCAGAAACGAAGGCAUCGUCGGAGGCAAGCAAGAGACCUGAGGACGCUCCUGCCGCUUUGGCGCCGAGUCUUGCCACCAAUGCCCAGGGCGAGUAUCCUGAUCCGACCCUUGGCUCCCCUGCAGAAGAGAAAGCGAAUCCACUCAGCCACCAGGCCACAAAUGAGGAAGCCUUCCUUUCGCAACACACCACUGCUAGUAGCACUGCGGCAUCGGGGUCCGAGCUGGAAAGAGAAGAACCCAAUCCUCAAACCGAUGCUAUUCCAGCUAGCAAACAGACAACCAGCUCUACGUAUACUGGGACUGAACUUGAGCGCGUUGAAACCAAGGCACCAGAAGAGCCAAUCUCGUUGCGUGACGAACAAGUUCGCGCACCCGCCCCUGGUCCUUCUGAAGCCGUUGCCCAGGACAACAAGACCCAGGCUCUACCCACAGUGACGAAGGAGCAAGCUCAGAUUUCCGACACAACUUCAAAAUCCGAGCAUGCGGCGGAGCCUAUGCCCGAGCAGGACGUCAGCUACGCGCAGCUGGAGGAGAUGCAGCGCCAGGCGGACGGCAAGGAGCCUAGUGAUGGAGGAAUUGCAAAGGUGGUCGAGUAG